Molecule: messenger RNA, 1781 nt
Organism: Mytilus californianus (California mussel)
Lineage: Eukaryota; Metazoa; Mollusca; Bivalvia; Mytilida; Mytilidae
Product: ribonucleoside-diphosphate reductase small chain-like
Exons: 8
Coding region: 144-1322 (392 amino acids)
Biological process (GO): deoxyribonucleotide biosynthetic process
Cellular component (GO): cytosol
Molecular function (GO): ribonucleoside-diphosphate reductase activity, thioredoxin disulfide as acceptor
Source: RefSeq, a predicted model, not a curated record
UAUGAAGCAUUUUCGCGGAAUAUAUAAAUUCAUUGUUUGACUGAAAACUGAGUUGAACGAACGGUCGAUUUAAAAAAGAAAAAAGUCUUAACAUAUUUACAAGUUUUAUUAAUUUUAGAAGAAUUAUUUUAUAUUUGAAGAAAAUGACGUCCGUUCAGUCACCAAGAAAAAUACAGGAACUAAAUUCAAGAAUGAAACAAACAAAAAUAAACGACGAAAAUGAGGUUCCAGUAAAUCAUUCAAUCAGAAAAGUCAAAGUACUUGGAGACAGUCAAAAACAGAAUAUAAUCAAUGUUCAACAAAAUGAGGUUAUAAAGCCUACAAAGCCAUUGAUCAUGAAGAAAACUGAGGAAGAAGAGCCAUUGUUGAAGGAUAAUCCAAGACGAUUUGUUGUCUUCCCCAUUGAGUAUCAUGACAUUUGGAAAAUGUACAAGAAAGCAGAAGCCUCCUUCUGGACAGCUGAAGAAGUUGAUUUAUCUAAAGAUCUGAUUCACUGGGAAAGUCUGAAAGAUGAGGAGAAACAUUUUAUUUCACAUAUCCUGGCUUUCUUUGCAGCUAGUGAUGGCAUUGUGAAUGAAAACUUGGUGGAACGAUUCAGUAAGGAAGUUCAAGCUACAGAAGCAAGGUGUUUCUAUGGUUUCCAGAUAGCAAUGGAGAACAUUCAUUCUGAAAUGUACAGCUUGUUAAUUGAUACAUACAUAAAGGAUCCAAAAGAGAGGGAUUACCUAUUCAAUGCCAUAGAGACACUACCAUGUGUGAAAAAGAAGGCAGACUGGGCCAUAAAAUGGAUAAAUGAACAAAAUGCAUCAUAUGCAGAAAGAGUUGUUGCCUUUGCAGCUGUUGAAGGGAUAUUUUUCUCUGGUAGUUUUGCAGCAAUAUUCUGGUUGAAAAAGAGAGGAAUUAUGCCUGGUCUCACAUUUAGCAAUGAGCUCAUCAGCAGAGAUGAGGGACUUCACUGUGAUUUUGCCUGCCUCAUGUACAAUCAUCUGGUAAACAAACUGCCACAGUCUAGAAUUUACGAGAUAAUUAAGGAUGCUGUACAGAUAGAACAGGAAUUCCUCACAGAAGCCUUGCCAUGUAACCUCAUUGGAAUGAAUUGUAAUCUGAUGAAACAGUAUAUUGAAUUUGUAGCUGAUCGACUUCUUCUUGAACUGCAUUGUGAAAAGAUAUAUAAUGUAGAAAAUCCAUUUGACUUUAUGGAACAGAUUUCACUUGAAGGAAAAACAAACUUUUUUGAAAAGAGAGUAGGAGAAUAUCAAAAGAUGGGUGUCAUGUCGGGAGGAGGCGAUACUCAUUCGUUUACAUUGGAUGCAGAUUUUUAAAUGCUUUCAUUAGAUCUCAUAUUGUUGUUCAAAUCUUUUAUCAGGUCUCCAUUUAAAGUGAUUUUAGAAAGUGACAAGAUGAAAAAUACUCUUAUCCAAAUGAUGUUUUUUUUUAUAUAUAAUAUUUAGCAAAACAUGAUUUAUCAAAGUUCAGUUUAUAUUUAAACUUUUGUAUCUUUUAAACAUUUUGUUUCAUUAUUUUUUUUAAUUUUAAAAUCAAGUUCAUGCCAUUUUAUUUUUUUGUUCUGAUUUUAAACAUUUUAAUUUGAUAAAGAGAUUUAAAACAUGCCUCCAAGUUUUAAAGUGCAAUCAUUUUAGGUAGUGCAAAACAUCAAAUAAUUUAAGGUUUUAGUAUGAAUGUAGUGAUCGAUAGAUACAAAUAUGAAUGUGUAUGUGUGCCAUAUUGUCUUUUAUAAAUAUUGUUUUAUUUAAUUUUGUAAUAAAUUAUUAUGUAUUAAA